AUGGGAGAAGAAAAUCAAACCUACAUGAUUGUGACUGAAUUUAUCCUCCUGGGACUUACACAAGAUCCACAGACACAAGUUUUGCUCUUUGUGGUUUUUCUGAUCAUCUACUUGUUGACUGUGCUAGGAAAUCUACUCAUUAUUGUGCUCAUUCAUAUAGACUCCAAACUCCACACACCCAUGUACUUUUUCCUCAGGAACUUAUCCUUUGCUGAUCUCUGCUUUUCUACUACCAUAGUUCCCCAGUUGCUGGGACACUUCCUGGCAAAAAGGAAAGCCAUUUCCUUUGCUGGGUGCUCAACACAGAUCGUUGUUUUGCUUCUUGUUGGAUGUACAGAAUGUGCCCUGCUGGCUGUGAUGUCCUAUGAUAGGUAUGUGGCUGUCUGUAAGCCCCUACACUACUCUACCAUCAUGACUCAUGGAGUAUGCGUACUGAUGGCCUUAGGGUCCUGGGUUAGUGGAGUAAUUGUGUCUCUGGUAGAUACAGCAUUCACCUUGUCUCUACCCUAUCGAGGAAACAAUGUUAUUAACCAUUUCUUUUGUGAACCUCCUGCCCUCCUGAAGCUGGCUUCUGCAGACACCUACCGCACAGAAAUGGUCAUCUUUGCCAUGGGUGUGAUCAUUCUUCUAGCUCCUGUAUCCCUGAUCCUUGUCUCUUACUGGAACAUUAUCUCCACUGUGAUCCAGAUGCAGUCUAGGGAGGGAAGACUCAAGGUUUUCUCCACUUGUGGCUCCCAUCUCAUUGUUGUUGUCCUUUUCUAUGGGUCAGCAAUAUUUGCAUAUAUGAGACCAAACUCCAAGAUAAUGAAUGAAGGGGAUAAGGUGAUCUCUGUUUUCUAUUCAGUUAUAACAUCAAUGAUGAACCCAUUUAUUUAUAGCUUGAGAAACAAGGAUGUGAAGGAAGCGUUUAGAAAAAUAAUUGGAAGGUAG
Messenger RNA from Suncus etruscus (white-toothed pygmy shrew), 930 nucleotides. Its product is annotated as olfactory receptor 2D3-like. Gene Ontology annotation, biological process: G protein-coupled receptor signaling pathway. NCBI's taxonomy places the organism in Eukaryota, Metazoa, Chordata, Mammalia, Eulipotyphla, Soricidae. Gene Ontology annotation, cellular component: membrane. The coding region runs from base 1 to 930 and encodes 309 amino acids. The record is from RefSeq and is a predicted model, not a curated record. The transcript is spliced from 2 exons. Gene Ontology annotation, molecular function: olfactory receptor activity; G protein-coupled receptor activity.